UGCGGGAGAGGCGUGGCGCCGGCGGCCCGGCGUGCGCGAGCCCGGGGGCGCUCGGCACCGAUGGCGGAAAUGGACCUGGACACCGAGUUUCCCCGGCCUGCGGGUGCUGCGCGCUGGGCCGAGGUUAUGGCUCGCUUCGCCGGCCGUGUGGCCGCGCAGGGACGCAGGGUGGUGUUGGUCACGUCGGGUGGCACCAAGGUCCCUCUGGAAGCGCGGCCCGUGCGCUUCCUGGACAAUUUCAGCAGCGGGCGGCGCGGCGCCGCCUCGGCGGAGGCCUUUCUGGCCGCGGGUUAUGGGGUCCUGUUCUUGUACCGAGCUCGCUCCGCCUUCCCCUAUGCCUAUCGCUUUCCGCCUCAGACCUGGCUGUCGGCCCUGCGACCUUCCGGGCCAGCCCACUCAGGCGUGCUGAGCCUGGAAGUCGAGGAGAACGCACUACCCGGCUUUGCUGAGGCUUUGCGGAGCUAUCAGGAGGCAGAGGCUGCCGGCACCUUCCUGGCCGUAGAGUUCACCACUUUGGCGGACUAUCUGCAUCUGCUUCAGGCUGCGGCGCAAGCACUCAACCCUCUAGGCCCUUCUGCGAUGUUUUACCUGGCUGCGGCCGUGUCAGAUUUCUAUGUUCCUGUCUCUGAAAUGCCUGAACACAAGAUCCAGUCAUCUGGGGGCCCACUGCAGAUAACUAUGAAGAUGGUGCCAAAAAUGCUUUCUCCUUUAGUUAAAGAUUGGGCUCCCAAAGCAUUUAUAAUUUCCUUUAAAUUGGAGACUGACCCUUCCAUCAUCAUUAGUCGUGCUCGGAACGCUUUGGAAGUUUAUCAGCAUCAAGUGGUGGUGGCUAAUAUCCUUGAGUCAAUACAGUCUUUUGUAGUUAUUAUAACCAAAGAUUCAGAAACCAAGUUAUUGCUAUCAGAUGAAGAAGUAGAAAAAGGCAUGGUGAUAGAACAGAAGAUAGUAGAUAAUCUUCGGUCUCAACACACAGCUUUUAUAUGUGACAAAAACUGAACUCAAAAGGUCUUACAGGAUUAAAAAUUGUUCCGUGGACCAGAGCUUUUAUAGAGUAUAAGAACUAAAAUAAACCCUUUAGCUUCAUAAAGACAAAGGGAAGGUAAAAUCUGUGGUGUGCAGGCAAGUAUGGGUUGGUAUUUGUCUUAAUGACUGAACCACCCAAUAAAAUUACCUGAAUGUUAUCUGGAUUUAGAAAUUGAUACUAGAACUGUAUAUCACCUUUAAAUGAAGUCUGUUGGAAAUUAUAUAUUCCACAAAAUAUAAUGGAGGCUCAAUGCUGAAUAUCAGCCUACUUUAAGGAAGAAGAUUAUGGAUGCAUGAGUGGGCAUGCUUUGAGGAUGAAGUAUUUAGUGAAUGCCUACUAUAUUUCAGGCCCUACGCUAAGUGAUAAGAAUUAAAAGGAUGAAUAAAUAUGACUUGUUUGGGAAAUGGAUGUAUAAAAGUAAUAAAGUUGUGCCCACAAACACACACAGAAAGGAUGUUGUGUUUUGGAAAUUUACGAAAAAUGGAAGACAUUUCCUGAACAUAGAUGAUUGCCUGUAGAUUACAGAGCUUCCCACUACAUUUACCCUUUGCUUCUUGCCCUAGAUUUACUCUAUUUGAGUAACAAUUUACCUCCCAAAUACUUUAAAACUGUUCUUGAGAUAAACUUAACAGAGGCUGCCUCCCGGUACCAGGCAGGGACCAACUGGUGAGCUCUGUCCUGUGAAAAAGUGUGGGGUGUGGAGACAACCUAGCCAUGCUGAAAGGGAAAAACUUUACAAGAAAAAUUGUUUUUUUAAAAACUUUGUUGCCCGAAACUGCCUGGCUCUGUAACUGCUUCUGCCUUUGUAAUUACUUUCUUGAACCCCUGUGUCCAAGAAAGCGUAACCAAACAUACAGGAUGCCUGGUUGUACCAUGUACCAAGCUUCAUAAACUGAUGAUCAGUGCCCUUGUAACUGUUGAUCUCACCCUGUUAGCUGCUGGGCUGUUCUGUCUCGCUUUUGUACCUCAUCCUUGUGCAUCAUAUGAAAACCCUAGACCACCAGUGCUUUGGGCCUGAUAGAGUGAUCCCAAUCAGUGCCCGUUGACAAAAGUAAAUCUGCCUCCAAAUUCUGGUGUCAUUUUGGUGUUUCUGCUUGCUAUUGCAAUGUCACCUGUUAGCUUUAUAAAUUUAGGCACAUACCUUGAUCUUUUUCCUCUUGUAUGACAUAAGGAUAAUCUCUCCGCAAAGUGAUAUUGUUGUGAGGAUUAAGUAAAACAAAAUAAAGGGAAGUGACUGGUGCCUGGCAGUUCACAUUUA
Octodon degus (degu) is the source of this 2282-nucleotide messenger RNA. It is a transcript of the gene Ppcs, whose product is annotated as phosphopantothenoylcysteine synthetase. Lineage: Eukaryota; Metazoa; Chordata; Mammalia; Rodentia; Octodontidae. Gene Ontology annotation, biological process: coenzyme A biosynthetic process. Gene Ontology annotation, cellular component: nucleus; cytoplasm. Gene Ontology annotation, molecular function: phosphopantothenate--cysteine ligase activity. The coding region runs from base 61 to 996 and encodes 311 amino acids. The transcript has 3 exons. The record is from RefSeq and is a predicted model, not a curated record.